CGAAAUAUGGGGCGGAUUUGUUGACUGUCAAACCGGCCGGUUGGGUUUCUUUCUCCGAAGGACAAGACAAUGUAUGUUUAUCAUAAGCGUUUUAAUCCACAUGACCCUUUAACAAUAUGAUCGUUUGAGAUUUAUAUAUUUUUUUAAAUAAAAAGUCUAUUGCAUCUGGCUGGAUACUACUCAUGGAAAAUGAAGAUAAUCUCUCGGAUGAAUUUCGGGUGCAUGUUGUCAUUCCGAGUAAACCCAAUCCAAUACUUGAAAAACGUAUUGUAUUCAAAGUAUACAAGAGGAGAUGGUUCAUUUUGUUCGUGCUGUGCUUGCUAAAUUGCUCGAACUCUAUGUUAUGGCUGACCUUUGCUCCAGUGGCGGACCAGUCAGCCCAGUUCAUGGGUGUCACCCUGGACCAGAUCAACUGGCUGUCCAUCAUUUAUAUGGUGGUGGCCAUACCUCUCAGCUUUGGGACCACAUGGAUGCUGGACACUUUAGGGCUCCGAAUCACAUUGGUGCUGGGUUCAUGGCUUAACAUGUUGGGAGCUGUGCUGCGUUUCGUGAGCGUCCUGGGGAGCCUUGUCAGUGCGGCCAAAUUCCCUGUGGUGAUGGGGGGCCAGACCCUGUGUGCCCUGGCUCAGCCCCUGGUCAUUUUCACACCCACCAAGCUGGCAGCGCUCUGGUUCCCAGAGCACCAGCGGGCCACUGCCAAUAUGAUAGCCUCCAUGUCAAAUCCCCUUGGGAUUCUUGUUGCUAGCAUCUUUUCCCCUAUGAUUGUGGGGACCACCAACAACAUCUCUUCAUUGCUGUUCAUUUAUGCUGUACCAGCAACCAUCAUCUGUUUCCUAGCAACAGUUGGGAUCCGUGAUAGUCCCCCAACGCCCCCCUCAGCCAGUGCAGAAAGCUCCACCUCGGAGCCCUUCCUGGAGGGAAUCAUGCUGUUACUGAGGAACAAGGCUUACAUGAUUCUCCUGCUGUGCUUCGGCUCGGGGAUCGCUGUAUUCACCUGCUUCUCUACACUGCUGGAGCAGAUCAUGUGUGUCCGAGGGUACCCUAAUGACUUUGCAGGACUGUGCGGGGGUCUCUUCAUUGUUUUCGGUAUUGUCGGGGCUGGUUUCCUUGGACUGUACGUCGACAAAACCAAGAAGUUUAUAGAGGCCACCAAGGUUAACAUGAGCCUUUCAGCACUGGCCUGCAUUGCCUUUUCAGUGGUAUCUCAGAUGCGGAAUCAGAGAAUAGCCUUGGCCAUUGUUUGUUCGCUCUUCGGCUUUUUCGGCUUCUCCAUUUACCCGGUUGCCAUGGAGUUGUCUGUGGAGUGCUCCUACCCGGUUGGAGAGGCCACCUCAGCUGGCCUCAUCUUCAUAUCAGGACAGAUCCAGUCAGUUAUCUAUAUACUGCUUCUUCAGGGGUUGACCAAACCAAUGGCCGACUCGCCCUUCUCUACCUGUUCUGCAGGAGAUGCGUCCUUGAGUUGGAGGGUGCCCAUGCUGGUGAUGGCAGGUCUGUGCAGUGCCUUUACCUGCUGCUUUGUUAUCUUCUUCCACACGGAAUACAGGAGACUGGACGCUGAGGCACAGGCUAUUGGAAAAAAGCCAACUGACAGCAUGCCAAACCGUAACAAGCCAAACUCUGACGACUCGCCAGACUCCAACAACAAGCCAAACUGACAACACACAAGACUCUGACCAAAAGGAGGAACAGGCCAGUGGUUAACUGAACUGCUGUUGAGAUGACCACCUCACUGGCAUCGUUUCAGAAGGAGGCCAAGUGUAUUGACUUACUAAUACAUUCCUUUAUAUAUAGAUAAUUUAACUUUAUAGUACAUAUAUAGUAUCUAGACAGGCGGGUUGCCUAUCACAAUGUAUCAAUGCUCCAGCUUACAUGUCUGAAGAAGUUCUGGCGUCAGCUGGGACAGAGGACAAAUUGGAUAUGGGACGCAUAACACCUAGUGCUCUUGCUCCUAUGUCCGGGUUUCUAGUAGAAAUACCAUAUAAAUGUCUGAUUACUAUUGUAAGGAAGGCAUUUAGAAUGUAACAGUAAUCAUCUGAAGUGAAUGAUUAGAUUUUAUGGUGGUGGUAAACUGGGCUUUCCUUUUUAAUACAGGUUUGCACCGAAUAGCACCUUUGCCCUGAGGCAGAGCAGAGUUGAAGUCAUUUCUGCUCUGUAAAAGUGGACAUAUUUCACAUGCAAAAGAAAUCCAAAACCUGAAUUGACUAGAAUGUCAAUGGAAUUAAACUGAUGUAUGUGGACAUGUAUGCGUUUGGGGUGUAAACAAAAAGGUACAGACUGUUUCAUAAAAAAAAAAAAACAUACCGUAAUUUCCGGACUAUAAACCGCUACUUUAUUCCCACACUUUGAACCUCGCGGUUUAUACAAUGACGCAGCUAAUUUAUGGAUUUUUCCCGCUUUCACAAGAUUCAUGCCGCCAAAAAACUGAGCACCGUCACAUAAUGUGACGUAAAUCGAGCGCGCUCAAACUUCCCAUCAUUCUGAUUACGGUAGUAAUGUUGUCACCCUCAUCAUGGCAAAGAUACAGAGAAAUGCAUAUGAUGCAGCUUUCAAGUUGAAGGUGAUAAAUCUGGCUGUUGGAAUGGAAAUAGAGCUGCUGCAUGGGAGCUUGGCCUUAAUGAGUCGAUGAUAAGACGUUGGAAACAGCAGCGUGAGGAACUGACUCAGUGCAGAAAGACAACAAAAGCUUUCAGAGGGAAGAAAAACAGAUGGCCCGAAGUAUUUGUAGCCACUCGACAUCAGUGUAAAUCGUGCAUUUAAGGUGGCGCUUCUUGUUCAGUGGGAGGCUUGGAUGACAAGUGGGGAGAAAUCCUUCACUAAAACGGGCCGCAGGCGAAGAGCAUCUUAUGGUCAAGUCUGCCAGUGGGUCCUGACAGCGUGGAGCAUUGUCAAAAAAUCCACUAUCACCAACGGGUUUCGAAAGGCUGGACUGCUGCGUGUUGAAGGGGCAGCAUGAGCUCAGCGGGGUAUUUGCCUCCGGAUGAAAGUGACGAGAGCGACAAUGAAAACGAUCCAACAUCGGAUGAAGCAAUUCUGAGGCUAUUCAACUCCGACACAGAAGGAGAUGACUUCAGUGGUUUCAGUGCACAGGAGGAAGAUAGUGACCAAUGACUUUCUUGGUAGGCUACUGUUUUAAUUUUUGUUACAAGCCGUGUUUCGUUUAAAGGCUGUGUAAAGUUAAUUUGUUUCAAUGUACCGGUAGGCACCUGCGGCUUAUAGACAUGUGCGGCUUAUUUAUGUACAAAAUACAUAUUUUUUAAUAAUUCAGUGGGUGCGGUUUAUAUUCAGGUGCGCUUAAUAGUCCAGCAAUUACGGUGCAUAAAUUGCCACAUGUCUGUUCCACUAUCUUUUAUACAUUGUGUUUUAAGUGCCGUUUUAAACUACUCCUGUAAAUAUACAAAAAAAUAAGUUAUUAAAUCAGCCACUUUAUUGAA
Messenger RNA from Oncorhynchus nerka (sockeye salmon), 3431 nucleotides. RefSeq names its product solute carrier family 49 member A3-like. Gene Ontology annotation, molecular function: transmembrane transporter activity. The record is from RefSeq and is a predicted model, not a curated record. Gene Ontology annotation, cellular component: membrane. NCBI's taxonomy places the organism in Eukaryota, Metazoa, Chordata, Actinopteri, Salmoniformes, Salmonidae. Gene Ontology annotation, biological process: transmembrane transport.